UGCACAAAAUCUCCAGCUCCAACCCUCAUCGUCCUCUUUCUCUCUGUCUGGCUGUUUCUGUCGCUGUAUCUGUGUCUCUGGUUGCACGAUGAAUUAUGGAGUCAAAGUACUAGCGUUGGUUUUAUUGAUCGUCCAUUUCAGGGCAAGGGUGGCUCAAGGACUAGAUGGAGAACUACUACAGCCAAUUGGAGGAACUGAGUACAGAGUUAUGGAGGUGGUGGUGGACAAUAGACGAAGGCUUGCACCAUUUCAGCUCUGCUUGCUCUGCAAAUGCUGCGGCGGUUCAAGUUCCAGCACCACCACCUGUGUAACCAUUCCCUGUUGCUUUGGGAUCAACUGCCGGCUUCCCAACAAGCCUUUUGGGGUUUGCGCAUUCGUUCCCAAAACCUGCAACUGUACUUCCUGUGCCCAUCAAAUUUAACAUCAAAUCUACUGUUAUAUAUAUCU
Messenger RNA from Pistacia vera, 447 nucleotides. RefSeq lists its product as uncharacterized. The coding region runs from base 89 to 421 and encodes 110 amino acids. Lineage: Eukaryota; Viridiplantae; Streptophyta; Magnoliopsida; Sapindales; Anacardiaceae. The record is from RefSeq and is a predicted model, not a curated record. The transcript is spliced from 2 exons.